Punica granatum (pomegranate) is the source of this 2264-nucleotide messenger RNA. The record is from RefSeq and is a predicted model, not a curated record. NCBI's taxonomy places the organism in Eukaryota, Viridiplantae, Streptophyta, Magnoliopsida, Myrtales, Lythraceae.
CUUUUUGCGCGCAAAUCAUACGCACCAUAUGAUAAAGAAGAUCGAAAAUCCUCUGUUUGUCUGAUUCCUCUCUCUUCUCCGAUCGCUUGAGUUUCAGGCCACUUUGCUUUUCCUUCCCUGUUCCUGCACUUGAUUUCAUCCCAAUCCAUUCCACGCGCUUUCCUUUCUUAAACCAUUGCUUUGUCUGUCAAGAUUUUGGGCAUUUCCUUUCCCUUUCUUUUGACGCCGGCACAUUCACUCCCUUCACUGUGCUUCCGACUUCAUUCAUGCAAUAAAAUGGGUGCUUUGUGCGGAAAUUGCGUUAAUAGCAAUUUAUAAGGUUGCCCAAUUUAGAGUUUGCGGUAUCUUCCAGAGUUGAAGCAAUAAAGUCUGAUGCUUUUCGUGGGCGGCGGUGAGGUUGUUUGAGUAUGCAAGUGCAUGAAGAAAGCUAAUUCAGUAGAGGGUUUGAUUUGUGAAUGGAUAUGGGCAGUGGGGCUGAUGGUAGUAGGGGUGUAGGAGUGAUUAGUAGCAUUGGUUGUUCUAAGCUAAUGGUUGGGUUCUCAAACUUUUUUCCUUCUUCUAGAGAUCUGCCAUCUUCCGAGCCCACCAUGUCUCCUGCUCGAUCCUCUGUAAACUCUCGCCCGUUGGUUCAAUCCAACGGCCCGUUUGCAGGUCUUGUCAUAUGUGUCACUGGCCUCUCUAAAGAAGCAAGGAAACAGGUAAUGGUUGCUACGGAAAGGCUGGGUGGUCUAUACAGCCCAAAUUUGCAUCAUCGGUGCACCCAUUUGGUUGUUCAGAGCUUUGGUGGGCGAAAAUUUGAGCAUGCUUUAAAACAUGGAUCGAAGAACGGUCUCUUUAUUGUCACUCUCGGAUGGUUUGUGGACAGUGUGAGGAGGAAUGUGAGGUUAAGUGAGUCAUUGUACACUGUAAAGAGCAUUGGAGAUGGAAGUAUUGGAACCGACAAUUUGAAUCAGAUGGUUGGGUCUUAUGGUGCUGAGAAUUCUUGUCUUCCAAAUCCAGUCAGUAUUCAUGAAGGCAGAAAACAUGAAAUGGAUGAACUAUUGUCUUCUGGAAGAACAUCGAGGAGCACUCUUGGCCCGAUGACUUUGUCAGGUCAAUCAUUAUUCAUCGAUUCAGACAUUUCCACUGAACUGCGUAACAAGGUGGUGGCGGCGGCAUCCACUAGAGAAGGUGCCACUGUGGUUGACAAAUGGUUUGUUGGUUGCAAUGCAAGUUAUGUAGUUUGUGAAGCGACUUCAGCCGCAAGAUAUCUCGGCCAUUCUAACAACCUUGUUACGCCUUUGUGGGUUUUGAAGACAGCGAAGGAGAAAUAUGUCCAGAGGCUCAUUCAUCUGUCAGCUGACUUAGCCAGGCAGCUCGGUUCAGUGCUCGAAAACUAUCAAGUUGGGACAGGGACCAAGGUCCCUGAUGGGAACAACAUUCUCCGAGAAGGUCAAAGUUGUGGAAUUAAAGUCAGGCAAGCAGAAAGACAGCAGUUGGUGAAUCUUGCUAAACUAGGGUUAAGAAAUCGACGAGGACAGAGAAUGAAGACAUGUGAGGCUCAGGCCCCUGUAAGACCAAUUACUCUAAGCAGCCUUCUGGAGUCAAUAUGCUGGUCGGUUUCUGAGCCGACCUCUACUGCUUCCGUGUAUGUAGACUCUCUUAGUUCUGAAGAUGGCGGUGAAUGCCAAACACCCAUAAUCUUCAAUGGGAAAGGUGACGCAAAGGAUUCUGAACUUGCAUUUGCGAACUUUACCCGACCUCUCAGUGAAAGUGAGAAAAAUGAGUUGAUCUUCAAACACCACUUUCUUACUAUACUGUUCCCGAUCGACCAGUUUGCGGAAAUAGGUCCUUCCUCAAGGACAUUCUUCAGUGAUAGAGGUUUCACCUGCAUCCAGGUGUUGGAUCAAAUUUAUGGAUUUUACCAGGAGAACAUGUUGGCCCAUGAAGUAGAGGUUGCAAUCCAUACGGACUCGAGGCAUGCUGAUCGCCUCCGCUCUGUUUAUGCUAGCAAAGAAAGUAUCGAGCAAGGGUCCAUAACAUUCAAAAGGAUAGAUUUCUUAGGAAGCCGAAGGAGUUUUGAGAUGCUGAAGCGCGUUAGGGGGGAUAACAACAGCAAUGUAUAUGAACUCUUAAUUAGAGCAUAGUAUUUCAGAUUGGAUCCUGAAGUCUGCAGCUUUGCAGCUAAGAUUGACGAUUUAUUAGUUUUCUUUUAUUAUCUUUUCACAUUUUGUUACAUCAAUCAUUGCCUGAAAAUUUUGGCUGCUGGCGAAAGUUCAUAGCUC